Messenger RNA from Lathyrus oleraceus (garden pea), 1018 nucleotides. RefSeq lists its product as uncharacterized. Bases 1 to 786 code for a protein of 261 amino acids. Lineage: Eukaryota; Viridiplantae; Streptophyta; Magnoliopsida; Fabales; Fabaceae. The transcript has 2 exons. The record is from RefSeq and is a predicted model, not a curated record.
AUGGAUGAAAAACAAAGGAAGAAACAUAUUAGAGAACCACCUUCAGUUCCUUUUAUAUGGGAAACAAAACCAGGCAUUCCUAUAAAAGAUUGGAAACCAAUGGUCUCAUCAGUUUCUAAGUUACCAAAAUCUCCACUCAAACAAAUUGCAUCCGUUCCUUUUGUUUGGGAGGAAAAGCCUGGAAUACCACUCCCUAGUUUCUCACAUGUUGAUGCUCAACAUGAAAGCAUAACUAGCUUGGAGUUUGAAGCGUUUAGUUUUGAUGCAGAUGAAUGUUUUAAACUCUCUACGGCUAUUAUUCCGAUGCAGCAAGGUUUGUUUUCGAAGAAUACUUGUGACUUGCUCUAUACUCCAUCUUCUCCGGUCUCUCCAGCUUCAUCGGAGACAGAUAGUUUAAGUAGUUAUGCAACUGGUGUGUCGAGUUUAACUGGUUCGGCUUUUCUGGAAUGUCUUUUUCCUUUGUUUCCACCGAAGUCUGGUUUUCUUGAGAAGAAUGUUGGUUAUACUGAAAAGGGAAGUUCAAGUUCGGUGGAACUAAAGGGUAAAGGUUUUGAGGAUGAAGACUAUAUGUGUGAUGUGUCGAGCAAGCAACCGACACUUGGAGAGCUUAUUAUGAUGAGCAGGAGAAGAAGCUGUAGAAGAAAAGCAACUCAAAUGAACAAAUGGGAUCCCCCAAAGAAAAUCACAAGAAAACAAGUUUUUGGAUGCUUCUCCAUUGUAAGCAGCAGCAAUAUGAUUGAAGGUUUGUUGAAGAGAAAGCACUACCCUAGGCUGAAACUAGUCUAAACAGCAAAUUCACAAGAUACAGAACCAAGACUGCUGUAGAUUUUAAACAUUAAAGACUUUCCUUUUAUUGAGAUUGCAGAAUGUUGAUUUUACUAGAAAUUAUUGUGUUGUAGUAAAAUGUGUUUUGAAAUUUCACAAAAUUUCACAUGUGUGGAAAUGGAACAUUUUCCAAAGAAAAAUCUUGAAUUAUGAUAGUACAUAAACUGUAGAAAUACUUAACCUUUUCAUAUAA